Micropterus dolomieu (smallmouth bass) is the source of this 1288-nucleotide messenger RNA. RefSeq names its product putative mediator of RNA polymerase II transcription subunit 26. The transcript has 2 exons. The record is from RefSeq and is a predicted model, not a curated record. The coding region runs from base 55 to 1215 and encodes 386 amino acids. Lineage: Eukaryota; Metazoa; Chordata; Actinopteri; Centrarchiformes; Centrarchidae.
GGUGGUUUUUUCCCACAACAACCCCAGUAACAACUACAAUCGCAGAACCGACAUAUGACCCAUGGUGGUGGUUUGGUUCAACAACAACCCCAACCACAAGCCCAACCACUGAAGCAACCACAGGACAAAUUACAACAGCAGAACCGACAUAUGACCCAUGGUGGUGGUUUGGUUCAACAACAACCCCAACCACAAGCCCAACCACUGAAGCAACCACAGGACAAAUUACAACAGCAGAACCGACAUAUGACCCAUGGUGGUGGUUUGGUUCAACAACAACCCCAACCACAAGCCCAACCACUGAAGCAACCACAGGACAAAUUACAACAGCAGAACCGACAUAUGACCCAUGGUGGUGGUUUGGUUCAACAACAACCCCAACCACAAGCCCAACCACUGAAGCAACCACAGGACAAAUUACAACAGCAGAACCGACAUAUGACCCAUGGUGGUGGUUUGGUUCAACAACAACCCCAACCACAAGCCCAACCACUGAAGCAACCACAGGACAAAUUACAACAGCAGAACCGACAUAUGACCCAUGGUGGUGGUUUGGUUCAACAACAACCCCAACCACAAGCCCAACCACUGAAGCAACCACAGGACAAAUUACAACAGCAGAACCGACAUAUGACCCAUGGUGGUGGUUUGGUUCAACAACAACCCCAACCACAAGCCCAACCACUGAAGCAACCACAGGACAAAUUACAACAGCAGAACCGACAUAUGACCCAUGGUGGUGGUUUGGUUCAACAACAACCCCAACCACAAGCCCAACCACUGAAGCAACCACAGGACAAAUUACAACAGCAGAACCGACAUAUGACCCAUGGUGGUGGUUUGGUUCAACAACAACCCCAACCACAAGCCCAACCACUGAAGCAACCACAGGACAAAUUACAACAGCAGAACCGACAUAUGACCCAUGGUGGUGGUUUGGUUCAACAACAACCCCAACCACAAGCCCAACCACUGAAGCAACCACAGGACAAAUUACAACAGCAGAACCGACAUAUGACCCAUGGGGGUGGUUUUUUUCCACAACAACCCCAACCCCAACCACUGAAGCAACUACCACUCUGCGAUACACUAGCAGCAGGACACACCUGCACUCCACCACUCCUCCUCUCAGUAAACUACCAUUGCAAUUCUCUGUACUUGUGGACCCACCUGCUCCUUCAUGUCAGGAGGGACUCUACUUGCCAAAGUUUGUGAACCCAACACCUGAAAAUGGAGCACACAUCCAACCAGAGGUCAACAAAGAGGUGGAGAUCAGAGUCAAAGCACA